Molecule: messenger RNA, 4661 nt
Organism: Scylla paramamosain (green mud crab)
Lineage: Eukaryota; Metazoa; Arthropoda; Malacostraca; Decapoda; Portunidae
Product: transcription factor HES-1-A-like
Exons: 4
Coding region: 542-2014 (490 amino acids)
Biological process (GO): regulation of neurogenesis; anterior/posterior pattern specification; regulation of transcription by RNA polymerase II
Cellular component (GO): nucleus
Molecular function (GO): protein dimerization activity; RNA polymerase II cis-regulatory region sequence-specific DNA binding; DNA-binding transcription factor activity, RNA polymerase II-specific
Source: RefSeq, a predicted model, not a curated record
CUCUCACUCCCUGACUCGUGCGGGACCUGGAAAGACAUCUUGCGUGUGGCUCAUUACUCUGAUGUGCUUUGUGGCGUGCAGGUCAGAGCACCACACUCCGGCCAAGUGAUUUGAAGCAAGCCAACUCACUACUCAAAGAUGACAUUGUGAGAGGACUAUGCAGGCAUCCAAAGAACCACACGACCCCUGUCCCGCCUUACCUGUCCUAUAAGUCUUCAUUUCUGCAUUUCCAAUAAACUAGUCUUCCGUCAACCACGCUCACGAUCUCCUCAGUGCCAAUGAAAUGCUCACCUCCCUAGGGAAAGAUUAACGAACAAGAUAUCAUCAUCAUCACCAUCACCAUCUGGGCAGCCAACCCUCUGCUCGCUCCUUCAUUAUCAUCAUCACCAUCAUAACACAAAGCUGGGAUAUCUUCACUAUACAUAUAUUUCUGUUUCUUGCAACAUCCUCCCCCCUCCCACUGUCUGUCCCCUCUCUUGUCCCCCUCCUUCUCCUCCCUCGCCGUGUGCCCGCCUCACCUUGCCUGCAGCGGUAAGGAGCCAUGGAGGGACACUCGUCAGUCGAGGUCGGGAGGCACGCGGGUGCGGACGCGGGCGAGACGGAGGUAUGCCGCUCCAGCAAACCAAAACAGCAAUUACUCCCAAAACCACAGCAACAGCGGCAGUGGAGCUAUCUAGAUCAGGAAACUGACUGUCCAAACGAAGACGAGGAAGAGGAGGAGGACACAUACCCGGACGAAAUGACGGCUGGAAGUAGCAUCAGUAGCAGCCAUCGGGCCGCCUCCGUCUCGCCCCAAGCCUGCUCCAUGAACAGAAAGAGUAACAAGCCCCUCAUGGAGAAGAAGCGCCGCCAGAGGAUUAACCGCUGCCUCAACGACCUCAAGUCCCUGGUGCUGGAGGGAAAAAACAAGGACCCGUCGCAAUACAGCAAGCUGGAGAAGGCUGACAUUCUGGAGAUGACGGUGCGGCACGUGCAGGCCCUCCACCGCUUGGGCGUGGGCAGGCUGAGCAGCGGCGGGCGCGUGUUGGGUGGUGACGAGGAGGGUAAGUACAGGGCGGGCUUCACUCACUGCGUGACGGAAGUAGACAAGUAUCUGAGGUACUUGUCAGGCCUCGGUGACCUCCCUCAGGAUGUCCACAAGAAACUGUUUGCUCAUCUCAACUCUAUCGCCACUUCCGUCACCUCUAACGUGAACGCCAGCACCACUACCGUCCAGAACAGCGUCAACGUGAUGACUAACCCCAUGCCCUUCAUCCUCGUACUGAACACCACGCCGUCCCAGCCGCCCGCCACCAUCGCCAUCCCCGAAGCCGCCGGCAACUCGCUCGGCGCGCAGCCUGCCGUAACGCUGGUGACCACGUCAAAGUUGGACAGCAUAGACAGCGCUGUUCCUCGCGGGGGAGGCCCUCAAAUGAUGCCUCAACACGUGAACGGUGGAGACGUGACACUGGUGCUGCCUCCCACCCACCAGGUGACCCCACAGAUGAGUCACGCCAGAAACCAACCCAGCGCCGCCCUGCAGGCGUCUGCACCCGUCCUGACGGCCAUCCUCACUUCAGACAGGGGCCGGUGUGUGCCUCCCACCGUGGUGCAGCCUCCAGCACUCUCCACCAGCAGCGAGGACUCUGCGCUGGGCCCCGACAUCCUGGAUACGUCUGAUAGCGACAUGAGUUCGUCAGGACUCAGCACACCCUUGUCCUCCAUGAGCAGCGCAGGCUCCCCCGCCCCAGCAGACGACGCUGGCCGCUCUUCUCCUCGAAGGCCUGCAGGCUCCAGAUCCCCGCCCUUCAAACCUCACAACUGGAGCAGCGGAGUGUUCAGAGAGGAGCUUGGUGGGUCAUCAUGCCACAGCCGUCCAGCUGUCCGCCGCCAUCCUGUCUUGGCCCCGAAGCCCACGCAAGGGGGAUGGCCGCAGUGCCCCGCUCCGCUGCCCAACACUUCGAAAAAACGGAAGGAUAAAAGUCCACCUCCGCCACCUGCUGAGCCCCAGUCUAUGUGGAGGCCUUGGCACUAACUAUCAUGGCAGUACACGGCUGCAGCAAGACCCACUGCCCCUCGAGGGCUACCGCAGCCUGCAGCCUGCACCUCCACCGGCUUCCAAGGAGCAUCAACUUUCUUUUCAAAGGUCAGUCAACCACUCGAAGCUUUCUUUCCCAUUACUCUAUCAAUCUGUUGGUCGCCUGCGUCCUCUAGGCAGUCGACUGUCGUGUACCAGCUAGCAGCCCCGAGAGGGAGCUGCAGAAGGGCUCACCACCCGCCCCCCUAUCUCAUGAUCUCAUGUUGUUGUCCCACUGUGAGUCUGAAGGCCACGCUGGGGGCGGACCAUUCUCCGUCAUACUCAGCUGCCCGGGCACUUGCCUCAGCAGCAGCACAUCAGCCAGUCAGCAAACAGCUGUGUGCUGCUGCUGCGACGCCGGGUAGGCGACUCCCUUCCACCGCACACCCACUCCCCCCACUAUACCGACCCCCGGCGCCUUGGCCCAGGCUUCGUUUGUUUGUUUUGGGGUCUUUAAGACACUUUGUUAUACGCUUAACCACACUGGGCCACUAACAGGCACUUGCUACUGCACGUGUGUGUUGCACUGCACCCUGCACCUUGCACCGUGUGUGUUUUUCUUGCACCUGUACCUUGCACCGUGUGAUUUUUUACUGCACUUUGUACCUUGCACUUUGUACCUGCACGCCCCGCACCCCGCACCUGCACCACAUUACCUCAAUGAGGAGACCCAACGAGGGGCCGCGCGCCGGAAGCCCCUGGGAGAGCUCGGUCCCCACAGCGCCUCGUCGAGGCGCUGAGGGGAGCGCUGCUAUCCCUUCAGCACUCACACAAAUCAAAACUUGGUCGUGAGGCUUCCAUUAGGGCGCCACAACACCCCGGCUCCUCCCCUGCCGCCACCAGGCAGGGAAGGAGCUGCCAGCCUCGCGGCGGCCCCUCGCCUCGCCUCCCGCUUACUGUGGUGGUGUGUAAACUGUGAUUCACCGGAACCCUCGCGCCGCCUCUCCCCCGUGCCAUACUGCACUCCCCACCCUCACCCACCUUCGCCUCCCCCGCUGACCUGGCGCGCCUCCCUGUCGUGAUGGUGCCUCGUGUCAGUUUGAAGGCGCCGCACCAUCAAAUAAUAUUUUCAUCACGUUUAUUAGGUGGAUUAUUGUUGUCUCAGGUUGACACUGUUCUUUUCAAAAACAAAAUUUCACAGUGCAGUGUGUCCUGAGAGCCGCCAGGUCACCGUGUCUCCCAGUCCCGAGAACACGUCCCUCGCACCGUCCUGCCGCCCGGGCCCGUCUGCCCCGCUCCCAACCUGCCACACUGGUUCCCUCUGCUGCCGGCCUCACUCCGUCACUUGUUCCUGCUGACCCACCGUCUAGUCAUUAUUCCCGAGUAUAUAUUUCCCUAUAUGGUGCCAGGCCGUGUGUUACGCUGAGCUCUGGCCGGAGACAAGGAACACAACCAAGGCAGCAGUGAAGGACGCAGCAGCAGUAGGGAAUCCAUGUUCAUUUUUAAGAGAUAGUUCAUGUUCUUUUUUUUUUUUUUCUAGUGUCGUUUUUAAGAAUAUGAAUGAUGUACUAUUUAUACGCGUGUGUGCGCGUCUACGUGAAUGACAUCUAUGAGACGGAGGCCAGGGUCCAGCAGUAUUCUGGCUGCCCUCGCCGUCUCCAAAAUACUAAACGUUUUAAAUAGACGAUGCCAGCCAAGGCAAGUUUAUUUGACACCAAUGGCCACCGGUACAUGUUCUCUGAAGCCUCAGAAGUAGUAAUCAGUUUCAGGCGAGGUAGAAUCCACCGGUUUUGGCAGCUACUCGUACUUGUAAGCAACUGGAUAUUCGCGCCACUAGUCAACUCCUCUUUACGCGGCAACAGCACUCCGUGGCAUAAUGUUCAUUUUUUAGUAACUAGGCAGGUGAUUCCGCUCAUACAAUAAAUUUCGUAGCUGCCUCGAUCUCUGUGAAGUUGAGAUUUCCGCUCCAGCAACGCGCGCGUGCGGGCGACGGACGAGUUCCGCGGCAGGACGGUCCCCGCGGAGGGCGAGGUGGGUAAGGAAUUGUUUACUUACACUCCACUUUCCUGGAUCAUUGGUGUGACAUCAUGGAACCUUGCAUGCUCUGCAGCCCCUUGUAAUCACCAAAAAAAAAAGUGUGUGUGUGUGUGUGUGUGUGUGUGUGUGUGUGUGUGUGUGUGUGUGUGUGUGUGUGUGUGUGUGUGUGUGUGUUUGAACACGGGGCUUGGAAGCAAACAGCAUGUCUUAGUUCUGGCUCAAGAGAAGGCUGGUUUCUUGACGUCACAAAGGCUCACUUCACACCCUUCCCCCCCCCCACCUCUCCUACCCUGGCUCAUCUACUUAUUGAAAAAUGUAUAUUAUUUAUGGAUUGUUGAAUUAGUCAGUCAGAAUCUUGUUGAUAUGGACGUUCCCAUUUAUUUAUUUAUCACCACAUGUGAUGCUAUUGUAUGGUGACGUCAUCGCCCACUACACACUCGUCAUUCAUCACUCGUCACGUGCACGCACUUCACCGAGGAUGAUGUUUGGGCUUUUCUACUUAAAAUGAAAAAAAAAAGAAUAUAUAUUUUAUAUAAUUUAUUAAUGGCCGAGGGGCCCCGGUUCCACUGUGUAUUAAUCUGUGAUUUAAGUGUGAUGGAUUCUAAUGUAAUUAAAAACAAGAAAAUUC